AUGGAUUUCCUCCGGCUGCAUCUCCCUGGGCUGCAUCAGGCCUUGAGGGGGACACUGGAUUCCUUCAGCACCUUUGUCUCCUACCUUUUGGGAGAUGAGGUCCCCACUGUGGAGAGGAGGGAGGCACGGGCAGCUGAGGAACUGGGGGAGGUGGCUGCAGGAAGGCCAGGGAGAACUGUAGAGGAGGAAGCCCAGGAGGCCCUGGAGGUUGUUGGAGGCAGCCAGAGCAAGGGGGCUGGAGGCCUGAGAGGGCCUGGAGAGGCUAGAAUACACCAGGAGGGAAGAUCAGCUCUAGAACAGACCUGGAGUUGGGGAGAAGGCAGCUCCCAUGGGUCCCAAGGAGAUAGGCAGGACACUGGGGCGUGGGAGGCAGCCAAGGCCUCCAGGUGCCAAGAGCCAAGUGCCCCCUUGGAGGCUAGAAAGAAGCCUGAGGCGGCGUCUGAGGCUGGUGGAGACAGGAGCGGCCAAGCCCAGGAGAGUCAGGAGUGCAAUGAGCAGGAAGUGAACAGAGACGGGACACUGAGAACCUGGGAACAGGAGGAGGAAGAGGUCAGGGCAAGAAAGCCAGGGGUGGCCAGCGGGGUGGAGUCAGAGAGGACUAGGCCCAGGGAGCCUGAGGGGAAGGCCAGUGCCGAAGGGCAGGAGGUGGCAGGGGAUGGCGGGCAGCCAGAACAGGCAGUCAAGGAGGCAGCUGCAGAGGAGAUCCAGGAGCCUGGGGCCAAAGAGGCCGGGAGGGAAGAAGAGGUGGUGGCCAUGGUGACGGAUAGCCAGAGCACGAGGGCACAGGGGACACAGGAGCCAGGGAGAGAGUCUGAGGAUGGGGCAACCUUGGGCAGAGGGGAGGCCUGGACAACCUCAGGUGGGGAGGAGGCCUGGACAACCUCAGGCAGGGUGGAGACUGAGACAAACUCAGGUGGGCAGGAGGCCUGGACAACCUCAGGCGGGGAGGAGGCCUGGACAACCUCAGGGGGGGAGGAGACCUGGACAACCUCAGGCGGGGAGGAGGCCUGGACAACCUCAGAUGGGGAGGAGGCCAGGACAACUUCAGGAGGGGAGGAGGCCUGGACAACCUCAGGCAGGGAGGAGGCCUGGACAACCUCAGGAAGGGAGGAGACUGAGACUACUUCAGAUGGGGAGGAGGCCUCAAGCAUGGAGGUGGCUGACCUCCCAGCAGUCAGGGAGACAGAAUAUGGGGCAGUCCCAGGAGAUAGGAUAGCUUGGGUCCUAGAAGAGGCCUCCAAGGAAGCCCAGGAGGAGGAGGUGGGUGAAAAUAGAGAGGCUGAGGUGAGCCUAUUCCUGCAACAGACCCAGGCCCUGGGAACUGAAGGAAUGGGAGAAGCGGCCAAGGACCAGACAGCAGGGAAGGAGGCUGCUGAAGGACAGGAGUCAGAGUGGGAGGCAAGCGAGGGCUUUGAGGGUCAGGCAGAUCAGGAUGGGAAAGAGGCCAAGGGAAGGCAAGACUCAGAGAUCAGGGCUGCUCAAGCCAGCCUGGACGAGGUGGUGCAGGCACAGGAGGCCAAGGAGGAGAAAGAGAGUUGCCAGGCCAUAGAGACUGAGCUGUCCUGGGACAAAGUGGCAAAUGAGGCUGAAAGUGAUGCCGACUUUGAGGAAACCCCAGAGGCCAGACCUGAAGAGGAGUUCAGGGAGAUGAGACAUGAGGAGGAAGCUCAGAUGGGUCAAGAAGAAUUGGGGGUGGAGUGUGGUGGCCCUGAGCACACUGAAGUUCAGGAACCUGAGCUGAUAGGAGGCUUCCAGACCCCAGUGGAACAACCUGAGGAAGGACUGGGAGGGAAGGAAGAGCUCUGGAGCAUUCCAGCCCUGAGCAAAGAGGAGACAGAAAGGAGCCUGGAGGAUGACCCCAGGCACACAGGGUAUGUAAAGCCUGGUGCAGAAGCCUGGGAAAACCAGAGGAAAAGGGAUGUAGAGAGCGGGGAUACCCCUCAGGGAAAAGUAGGUGCUGAAGAGGGGGAAGGGAAAGGGGAGGCUGCAGGAGUCCCAGAGUCCGCACUGGGACAGGCCCUGGAGGCCGGCGGAGAGUGGAAGGAAGCAGGGUGUGGAGCAGAGAGCCAGGAGCCACGGGGAGGGCGCGGGGCAGAAGUAAGGGCAGACCAGUCACUGGGAGAGUCAGGUGCCAGGGAAACCAAGGAUGAGCAGGGACAGGCCGAAGUGUCCUGGGAGGCAGAUGAAACACCCAGGAGAGACUGGAGGCUGACGGAGGCAGCGCUGAGCUUCCAGGACAGUGAGGACGCGCCAGCCAGUCCUUCGGCCUCCGGGAUUGUGGGGCAUAAGGCAGCUUCAGAUGAAAGGGCUGCUGCGACUGGGGAAGGGCCUGAAAGAGAGGCCGGGGAAGUUUGGGAUGGGAUAUUUGGGAGAGGCUGGGACUCAGAAGGGAGAGAGGAAGCCGGCAGAGGUGAGGAGCUGCUGGAGGCUGCAGAGGGAGAGAACAGAGGUGGGCAGGGCCUUGGCCUGGAGGGCUCAGAAGGAGAGGAGGCUACCGGGGGAGGUGGCCAGGCGGAGGCUUUUGAGGCUACGGAGGGCGAGCCAGGGGGAGAGUGGGUGGAGGUUGGGGACUCUAGAGUGGCAGAAGGAGGCUGUGGGAUGGAUGGCUUUACCUCGGGCUCCCAGGCGGUGAGGGCAGAGGGGACCUUGGCCAUAGUGGAGGCUGAGGGACUCCCAGAAGGGCAGAUGCUGUUGGAAAAAGAGGCUGGGGUAUGGCAAGCAAUUCAGCAGGGCCAAGGCAGCGAGAGGCAGUGUGGGGACCUCAGCCCUGAGGGAGAGGUACAAGUGCCCUGUGAUAUGGAAGAUGCCGAGGUGACCAGACACCAGAGGGCAGAGGCCGAGGACACAGCUGCAGAAGACCUGGAGGUGGUCCAAGGCACAGAGGACCAGCCAACAAAUCAGGAGCCUGCAGAGGUGGAGCCUGGGCCCUGUGAAGAGGCUGCAGGAAGUGCCCGAGGGGAUGCUCAUGGCAGCUGGAGUGAGGCCCUCCUCCCUGUGUCUCGCCUGGAUGUCUCUGUCCCGCGGAGCCGUGUACUCCUCUCCCGCAGCUCCUCACAGCGUCGUCGCUCCCGGCCCUCUUUCCGGAGGAUCCCCACCCCUGAGCAGCAGGAGCCUGCUAGCCCCCCACCAGAGGAAGAGCUGUCAGCCCCAGAGCAGAGACUUCUCCAGCCAGAGGAACCUCCAGAGCCAAGCCUCCCGAGGCCUGAAGGGACCCCAGUGCCAGCCAGAAGGCCCCUGGGACACGGGUUUGGCCUUGCACACUCGGGCAUGAUGCAGGAACUGCAGGCCAGGCUGGGCAGGCCAAAGCCCCAGUGA
This is a messenger RNA of Miniopterus natalensis, 3315 nucleotides long. The record is from RefSeq and is a predicted model, not a curated record. NCBI's taxonomy places the organism in Eukaryota, Metazoa, Chordata, Mammalia, Chiroptera, Miniopteridae.